ACGCGCUGUGACUUCACACGGAGGCUGGAGGAGGACGCCGCCGCUCCGCGCAACUCUCUGACCGACUCCUCUCGUUCUCUUAGCGGGCGUCCGCCAACAGAAACCCGGAGCGAUGGAGCGAGCGGGCGCGUACGGCGCCAGGAAGGCCGGGAGCGCCGGGAGCAUCGCCUUCGAUCCUGUCGCUUUCUUCACGCAUCCCCGGACCAUCCUCAGACUGCUGUCUUGGGUUUUUUCCAUCGUGGUGUUCAGCUGCAUUGUGAACGAGGGCUACAUCAACAUUGGCAGCGAGCGUUUGCGUUGCGUCUUCAACAACAACGCUGAUGCCUGUAACUAUGGUGUUACUGUUGGUGUGGCCUGUUUCCUGGGCAGCAUUUGUUUUCUGAUCCUGGAUGUUUACUUCCCCAGCAUCAGCAGCAUCAGGGACAGAAGACGUGCUGUCCUGUUAGACCUCAUCUUCUCUGGUCUGGCCAGCUUCCUGUGGUUUGUUGGCUUCUGUUUUCUGGCCAAUCAGUGGCAGGCGACCUCGCCAGAUGAACUGCCAUUGGCCCAGGGCUCAGAUGCUGCCAGAGCCACCAUCGCUUUCUGCUUCUUCUCCAUCCUUAGCUGGGUUGUACUGACACUGAGUGCACUGCGACGCUUCUUAACUGGCAGCAACACAAAUUUAUUCACAUGGCAACACCUGGACCAUGUGCCCAGCAACGUUCGAGCUACACCGUACCCCAUUGCCAACGGCACUACCAUAGUGACCACAAACCCCUAUCAAGCCCCACCCUUCACUGAAACCCUGGACCCCCAGAAACUCACACAGCAGAGACCCAUGGCUCCAGCCUUCUAGAAACAGAAAGAAAGAAAGAAAGAGGAGGCGUGGACAACUUCCUGCCUUGCUUUGUAGUGGCUUUCCACCCUUUCCUGGGACUGGUUGGAUUUUGGGUCAUGUUAUGUAUGAUCUAUUUUCACCAUGGCAACUGCUGGCUCAAAUUUCAGUAGUUAGUUGUAACUGUUUGUGUCAAGAAUACUGUCUUAUGUUCAUGCACACACACAGAUAUUGACGCACGCAAACACAGCUCUGUUCACUCACACCUGGAAACAUGUAUAUUCAACUGAAAUACACAGACACACACACCUUGACUGCAUGUUCAUAUGGUGAGGUGCAACAUAAAUGCACACCAGUGUUGACGUUCCAUCUGCCUUACGGAGGGAUACAAGGUGUUUACUGAAGGAAAUAUGGAGUACAGUGAAGAUAUAUGGCUCCUUUAACUGCUUCUGUUUGCCCUCAGUCAGUCUGA
Molecule: messenger RNA, 1286 nt
Organism: Monopterus albus (swamp eel)
Lineage: Eukaryota; Metazoa; Chordata; Actinopteri; Synbranchiformes; Synbranchidae
Product: synaptogyrin-3-like
Exons: 4
Coding region: 113-835 (240 amino acids)
Cellular component (GO): synaptic vesicle membrane; neuromuscular junction
Source: RefSeq, a predicted model, not a curated record